AUGUCAAUUGACGACAUCACUCUCGAUAAUAUCAAUGCCACCAUCCUUAUAGGCAAUCUUUGUGGAUCUGAUGGUGAUUCAAGCGGCGAGGCGUUAUAUUUCGCUGGGUUAAACAUUCCCCGCCAAAUCCAGGACUGUGACCAAUUUCAGUUGCCCAUGUCUGAGUUGGACUUCCAUAACCUGGCUCCUGGACAGCCGGUUGGCAAAGAUUCACGGAUCACCCGGCCAGGUCUCUGGGGCUAUAUGGUAAUUUUGGCAAGAAUAUUCGGCCAGAUACAACAUCUGCAUCGGCGAAUAGCCGAUGGCACGUUGGACAAUUCUGCUUCUGAGUUUGAGACCUUCAUUCAAGGCCUACCCUCCGGACUUCAGCUCACUAAGGAAAACAUGGAAACACAUUCUACGCUUGGUGUCGGGCAAGCCUUUGUUGCCCUCCACCUAGGUUACCAUCACUAUGCUACUCUUUUGUACUUCCCGUAUCUCGGCUCUCAGAUGACUCAUAUCCUUGAUCAGAAACUCUUUGCCACACGAUGCAAGUACCACGCGGCAGCCUUCAGCGACCUCUUGAGAUCAUCUAAUGAAACGAAGGGGUGCCAAGCUGUAUACUUCAUUGUCGCUCAUAUGACAGUGACGUCAUCGUCGGCGCUGCUUCAUACGCUACUCUUUGGUCAAGAGGAUGAGUUAUUCAACACCAAAAAGAGGUUAUAUUACAACUUCCAGAUUUUACUACGGUUAAAAUCAUAUUGGAGAGGCGUAGGCAUGAUGGCCUGCAUGCUGUCAAUGGAUCGGAUUUAUACUAUGGACAAAUGGAUUGUGAAGUUCCUACUGCAGCACGCCUUGCCAAUAGAGGGGAAUCCUGGCCCACCGGCCACGUCUCAGCUGGCCGAGAGAGACAGGUUUGCCAACGAUGCGCUGUCAAUGCUUCGACCACAGGGGUCUUGA
Messenger RNA from Aspergillus oryzae RIB40, 939 nucleotides. RefSeq names its product fungal specific transcription factor domain-containing protein. The record is from RefSeq and is a predicted model, not a curated record. Gene Ontology annotation, cellular component: nucleus. The transcript is spliced from 4 exons. The coding region runs from base 1 to 939 and encodes 312 amino acids. Lineage: Eukaryota; Fungi; Ascomycota; Eurotiomycetes; Eurotiales; Aspergillaceae.